GAGUACUGUUUAACACAUGAUAGCAAAGAUGAAAAACGUUUCUUUUAUGACCUUUAGGAACAUUUUACAAUGCAUAAAAUCUCAGUAUAGCUUCUUUAUUGUAGUGCAGGAUAACAACAGGUAUGUGUACAGGUGUAUUCCUCUUUAGCCAUCACAGGAGUGGAUCAAAUGAAUGACAGCUACACAUAGGUGAUUUCAAACUCUGGUUCUGUUAUAUAUAUUCCACAGAUUGAAUUGUAAGCAGUGUAAAAGGGAGAAGGCAGUUUUAAGAAAAACGUGAUAGAGGAUGUGAUGGGGGGCGGGGAGGGCUGCGGAGUUCAAUGGCCUAUCUGGCCUUCCCCUCUGCAUCCCUCGGCUGUUCCCAGGACUUCUAGGAAAUGUAGUCUCACCGUCUAUAUCACCAUCUGAUCUGUUGUUGUUUUUCAUGUGUCAGCAUAAACCUCAACCUAGCCAAAUCACGAGCCAACUCCUGUCACGUGAUGUGAUAUCGAAGCGUUGCGCGGGUCACGUUUAUUCCAAUCACAUCACUUUUAGAUUUGUAAUCGUACUCCAUAUCCCAUGCUGCUUUGCGUUUUGUGCGCAGACUCGGUUUAGCGCCGAUGAAGAGGUGAGACUGGAAAAUGACUGGAAGGAGGCUCACAUCUGGAGGCGAAAUUACACUUUAUCACCAAGAAAUGCGUUUUGUUUUUAUUAAAGUCGCAUUUUUAUCGUUUUUUUAACGUGGAGCCGAGGUCUCCGGACGACGUUAGGUAACACUAAAGGAGUUGAGAGUCAUUGUAACUCGGUUUUUUAUCCGCGUCGGAGAAGUGUCAGAGCCUCACAGUGAUAAGCCGUUAGUUUUGCUCAGCAGCCAGAAUGCCGCGGGACAACAAAACUCCUCUCAUCCAGAAAAUAGCAAAGGAAGCGUACAUCUCCCUUAAAGGAGUGACCCCAUCGGUCAACGGGGAGAACGACCCUGUUGCAGCCUCACAGAGUGAACUCAUCUCUCUGGUGACCGCGGUCAGGGCGGCAGAUCUAAAAAUUGCUCCCCGGAAAACCAAAGCUGGCUCCGGGGCAGCGGGGCUCCAGAGCCCCCCGGUCACCUACAUGCACAUCUGCGAGACGGAUGUGUUCAGCAUGGGGGUGUUCCUGCUCAGGACCGGUGCCUCCAUACCGCUGCACGACCACCCGGGCAUGAACGGGAUGCUGAAGGUUCUCUACGGUAAAGUGAGCGUCCGCUGUUUCGACAAGCUGGAGAACGACCUGACCGUCGGCGCCCCGCCGCCUCGUUUCGACCCUCCCGUGUCCUCGUGCCAGACGUCCUCCCUGCGGCGCUCUGUGCUGCGCUCCGUGGUCGAGUACUCAGAGACCAGCGGGCCGUGCCUCCUCACCCCCCGUAGGGACAACCUGCACCAGAUCGACGCGGUCGAAGGGCCGGCCGCUUUCCUGGACAUCCUGGGGCCGCCGUACAACCCGGACGACGGCCGGGACUGUCACUAUUACAGAGUGCUGCAAACUGUGGACGAGGGGGAGACGGACGGGAAGGGAGACGACCAGGAGAAGCAGGAAGAAAAGAACGAGCAGGAGGAGAUGUGGCUGCUAGAAGUCCCUCAACCGGAGGACUUCUGGUGCGGAGGGGAACCCUACCCAGGCCCUGUAGUCUCUUUCUGAAUACGGUCUGACCACAGGGGCCACACUGCAGUAUACAACAUCCAUCCAUCCACAUGUGGAGUUUCUAUUUUUUGCAUUGGGAAGUCAAAUAUUUGGGUAUUUAUUACCUGGAACUCAAAGGGAGAGAGUGCCUUGCCCAAGGAUGCUACUGCAGGGCAAAAGGGGAAUCGGGGGUCACAGCUUCGACCUCACAGACACCCAACACAGCGUACAGACCACUGAACCGCCUUCCACAAACCUUAAAUAAUCUAAUCUGAACUGGGGGGGGGGGGGUUGUCGACAAAGGAAUUCACAUUCCCAAAUAUGGUGUUUUAUUUUUUGCCUCGGACCAUUACGUUGCCUCGUGCACACAUGAAUGUCAUCAGCCAAAUGUUAUGUGAAUGAUGGAGUGUCAUUAGGAUCCGUGCUGUGUGAGGUUGUGUGAGGCCUGCUCCGCAUUCUUCUUCUUCUUCACUCCGCUGCAGAGGACUUCCAGAUCGUGACGCGUCUUAAUGCCAAAGCCUGUAACUCGAGUCAUACCUGCCUUAUUUGUGAAUAUUGAAUGUACACUUAUUAAGAGUGCCAUUUUCUAUCCUAUACACUCCUUUCUUCUUCCAAAGUGCACACACUACAUUAAUAUACACUUUAUUUGUUUGUGUGUGUUUGAGUUAUUCCACAUGUUUCAUAUACAGGUCUGGACUUUACUGCUAAAAAAAAAGCUGAUCAGCAGUUUCUGAUGUAUUAUUCCAUUAUUACAGCUCAAUCCAGGGUGUUUAUGGUGUAUGUGAUGCAUCAUUAAAACUCAGUCCAGACAGUAUAUGUUGCUGGGAUACAGCCAACACACUUUCUUCACUUACUUUCUUUCACUAACUUUAAAAAUGUAGCUAUGAUAUAAUCAUUCCACUCUGUAUGUUAGUUAACUGUAGCUUACGGCUUAUUAUCUCCAGCCUGCCUCGGCUCACGCACACACUCGACUCCACACAGCUCUCUGUGUCAGUGUCACAAUGAUUCUGUUACUGAUGUUGAAUGUACAGUAUGUGGACCAAUAAAAAAAACAGAUGGGAA
Messenger RNA from Scomber scombrus (Atlantic mackerel), 2694 nucleotides. It is a transcript of the gene adoa, whose product is annotated as 2-aminoethanethiol (cysteamine) dioxygenase a. Gene Ontology annotation, molecular function: oxidoreductase activity, acting on single donors with incorporation of molecular oxygen, incorporation of two atoms of oxygen. Lineage: Eukaryota; Metazoa; Chordata; Actinopteri; Scombriformes; Scombridae. Gene Ontology annotation, cellular component: mitochondrion. The record is from RefSeq and is a predicted model, not a curated record.